CCAGUUUAUUUUAGGAACAUCUGAAAAUACGUUCAACAUUUUACAUUCGUUGUUCAUAUGCUAAAGAAUCUAAACGUUUUUUAUUGAAAAAAAAAAAUAAAAUAAAAUAAUCAUGGCAAUUAUAUUGCAAUCAAUUUUCAUCUUUACAGUGUUAUUAAUUUUUCAAACGGGUCGAGUUAAAAGUGACGGAAUAUCCUAUGAAGACAAUAAAUAUAAUUUGGAAAAUGGACCAGUUUUGUACGAGGCAUAUUAUCCAGAUGCCAAUGUUGUAGACCAAUCACAAAAUACAUCUCCAAAUAAAUUAUAUCAACAAAUACCAGUUAUUGAAAAAUCUUAUCAACGACCAUACUCACAUAAUUAUCAAGACCAAAUAAUUGAUGAUCAGCAGGAUUAUCCUGAGAUUAUUAAUCAACAUAAUAAUUAUCAAGUUAAUAGUCAGCCGAUUGCAUCUUACACAAACCAACAACAACAACAACAACAAAAAGCAAGCUUAGAAGAGGCACUUAAUAUUAUCAUAAAUGCUAUACGUCAAAAAAAUAUUGAAUCUCAUCCAGUUUAUAAAAAUUAUCAAGUACCCUUAAAUUUUCCACCAAAUGAACCGAGAAUAACGGAAUCUGGUAAAUUUGUAUUUCCAAAUGAAAAUUAUAGGACCUAUGAAAAACAUGGUCCAGUUGAUGAUAUCUACAAAGCAAGAGCUCAUCUUUUUAAUCCAACAAAACAGCCACAAAAUAUUCAAUCAUUUAUUGGUAACAAUAAUAAUAAUAAUAAUGAAAAUGAAAAACGAAUGUCUUUGUUUGAAAAUAAUUUAACGCAAAUGAAGGAAAUUAAUGUUGAUAAACCACAAGUGGCAUCAAUUCAAGUGAGUCAACAACAACAAAAACAACAACAACACAAACAUAGACAUCAUCAUGGUGAAAAUAUACAAUCAAAUUAUCAAAGACCUUUGACCUCAAUUUAAACACAAUUAAUUUUUAUUAAUUAAAGAAACAUAAACAAUCAUGUUCUAAUUAUCUAUUUUUACAAAUAUUUUUUUUUAUUUAAAUUCAUCAGAUCAAACGAAGAAAUUGUUUUUCUAAAUUUUUUACAUAUUUAUUUGUUUGUUUUUCUAUUUGAAAAUUCAACUAUUAUUUAUCAGGUAAACUGUAUUAUUUUCAACAGCACUGUGAGUUUCUAAUUGUUAUUACAAUCAACUUUUUUUAUUUUUGUUUUGUUGUUGAUAACAACAAUAACAAUAAUAACAACAACAACAACAACAAUGCUAAUAUUAAUUAUUAUUUUUUUUUUUCUACAAUAUUUUUUUAUAUAUGUAAUUACUUAAUGCCAAUAAUUUCAAUUAAAUAAUUAUGAAGUAAAAAACAUUGAAAUUAAUAAAAAAUUAAUUAACGAAAAAAAAAAAAUAAAAAAAGUUGACUUGGUGAUAUGAAAAAGCACUUAAAUAAUAAUUCCUAUUUUCUAUUGGAACACAAUUUUCAAUUGGUGAACUGUCUCAGUUAUUAUUAUUAUUUUAAAUUUCUAUACAUGUUUUAUUAUUAUUAUCAUUAUUCAUUAUUAUUAAAUACUGAUUGAUUAUAGUAUAUAACAGUUUAAUACAACAAUAACCAAUGACAAUUUAAAAUAAAUCUAUUGGAAAAAUAAAAA
Aphidius gifuensis is the source of this 1638-nucleotide messenger RNA. Its product is annotated as GATA zinc finger domain-containing protein 10-like. NCBI's taxonomy places the organism in Eukaryota, Metazoa, Arthropoda, Insecta, Hymenoptera, Braconidae. The record is from RefSeq and is a predicted model, not a curated record. Bases 113 to 958 code for a protein of 281 amino acids. The transcript has 3 exons.